Daldinia loculata is the source of this 2511-nucleotide messenger RNA. RefSeq names its product ankyrin repeat-containing domain protein. The record is from RefSeq and is a predicted model, not a curated record. Gene Ontology annotation, molecular function: protein binding. Lineage: Eukaryota; Fungi; Ascomycota; Sordariomycetes; Xylariales; Hypoxylaceae. The transcript is spliced from 4 exons. The coding region runs from base 161 to 1963 and encodes 600 amino acids. Gene Ontology annotation, cellular component: nucleus; cytoplasm.
CUAUUAAUCUCUGGCCAAGAUGACGAAGACCCGUCAAAUAAAUCGCCAAAUCUCGAUAUCGUUCACGUUACUGAAACGCGUGGGGGAGUCAAUGCACUCCAUUUAGAAAGUAUUAUCCGUGACCAUAAAACGGGACGGAGGGUAAUGCUAUCCUCAUGCGAUGUUUCUUGCCUGCUUCUUGGUAAUCUCAGUCGAGAAUCUAACCCAUAACUAUGCGCUAUGCCUGCUUGAUGAUUUGAAUACUAUUGAGCAAAAGGAUAAGGCAUGUAGAAAGUCGAAUCGGAAACAUGCUAUAGUGUUUAUAGCCUAUGAUCUCGGGGCUUCGAUUGUCAAAACAGCUAUCUCGAUCGCCACAGAAACCGAAUAUAAAUGGCGCGACAUCUUCAUGAACUCAGCGAUACCACGUCCCCUUCUUCUUAACGCCAAAGCAAAUCCCAAUCUAGAUCCUAGAUUUGGUAGGCUUAUCCGUCGAGCAAGACUGCGAAAAGAAACCAAGGUCGUUAAAAAGUUAAUCGAACGGAAAGCGAAUGUUCACCUCACAGACGUAUCUGGGCCGAGUCCGCAGUGCAUUUUUGCUAUCGAUAACCACGACGCCGGGUUAGUGAAGCUUCUCCUGGAUGUCGGCGCUAGCGUCGAUGAUACUAUAAAGAAUUGUGGCAGAGGUGUUACUCACAUUGUCAUUACCCCUACCCCGGACAUUAUUGGGACUAUUCUCAAGUACUGCACAAUCAGACGCGAUAAUUGUGGCCAAACACCGCUCAUGGCCGCCAGAACUAAAGCGAUCCUGGACCGUUUUAGAAUCUCGCUAGAGGAGGGCGCCGACGUAAAUGCGCAAGACGACGAAGGAGCCACGCCGUUGAUCACUGCCAUUAGAAACAACAUGUCAUCCAAGCUCAUCGACUUGUACCUUUCCCAGCCUAACAUUAACCUCAAUCUCUACUCUAAGACGUUGGGCAGCGCACUACACACAGCUUGCCAUAUGCUUCAUUUUAAAACAAUCAAGAAGCUGAUUUACCAUGGUUCCGAUGUCAACCAGGAGCUUCCCAUAUUCAGAUCCACGCCCCUCUUAGCUGUUUGUAUUCCAAAUGAGGAAAGAUGCAAAGAGAAUUUGGGUCUUAUAGAUAGAAUCGUAGGUACACUAGUCCAGGCGGGGGCCAACGUCAACGCGACCAUCAGGAUGCCCGGCGUCACGUUUCAAAACGUGUUCUCCGUAGCCGCGUUUUAUGCCUGGCCGGGCACAAUCUACGCCCUUCGAGGAGAGGGCGCGUCUGCCGAAGCGAGAGACUCGCUAGGGAGGCAAGCGAUUCACUUCGGCGCGGCGAAUGGGUUAGAGAACCUACGCAUGCUACGCUACUUUCUACGCGAACCCGAGAGGAGGUUGACGGGCAGCGACAACUUCGAGAAGAACUGCUUACACUGGGCUGCGCAGUUCGGACGUGCCGAUGCCUUAGAGCUGAUCCUGUCACGUUUAGAACGGCAUGAGCGAUUCAAAUACUCAAACGCCCCGGACGUGGAUGGCUGGACGCCCAUGUGCUGGGCGAUGAGGGCCAUCAUAGACCCAACAGUUCGGAAUACAAUAGGAAGUGAGCCUAUAGAUUACGGAGGAACGGUGCGAUGCCUUCUCGAAUACGGGGCAAGGCGAGAUAUCCAAUGCAAGAUGGGCAAGGGGCAGAAUGCCGAGACUUUCACGCUACUUGAGCUGGCCCGUCUACACAACGCCAGCUCUGAUCUCAUUUCACUCGUCAAAAAUGGGGUUGGGUACGGGGAGAAAUACAUCCCCAAAGACGACAACCUAGAUAAGAAAACCUACUGCUGCCAUCCUAUAUUUUGUGGUAUAUGCUUCUCUGUAAGUUAUGAUUCCAAAUAUACCAUAAAUACUGAAAUCCAAGAUCAGGCUCACUGGUUAUCAAAACUGGUCUUUAGUACCCCCUAUAGCGUCUUUUCGUAUGUCUUCCUUGACUGACACGUAAGCACUUAUUUAGCAAAUCUACGGAAAGGUAUACGUAUGUAACAUCUGCCACGAUUUCUACGCCUGUAAGAAGUGCUAUGGUCGGAUCGACGAGUACCAUGCGAUACCUACCAUUGACGAUACGGAGACGCACGUCUUCAACGUCCACCCCGACUACAAAGAAUUUCACGAACCACCAUCACCACCAGCAGCCUCAGCGGACAACAAAGCUAAACGAGGCCUUGAAACAGGAGCCAUGGAUGUUAGUCAUAGGCUGGCUGAUAGUAACAGCAAUAAGUCUGCGGUUGAAGUGGAGGACAAUUCUCAUGUUAUUAAUAAGGAUGGAGAGAUGGGUGAUGGUUAAGAUUCUGGAUAAGGCGUCCAGAACAAAUGAGACUUUCAGUACCUAAUGUAUAGCUCGAGCUUCCAUAGUCGCCUAGGCUUAGGGUUCCUUGCGGGACGACGAAGUUGUUUCAAUGCUUCUGUCAGAUUGAACCCCUGAUUAGUGUCAUAGAUAAAAAGUAAAUGUCAGGAUAGAUAAAUUAAACUAUUAACACCUGCCG